This is a messenger RNA of Trichomonas vaginalis G3, 6417 nucleotides long. RefSeq names its product protein serine/threonine kinase protein. The record is from RefSeq and is a predicted model, not a curated record. Gene Ontology annotation, biological process: DNA damage checkpoint signaling; telomere maintenance; protein phosphorylation. The transcript has a single exon. Gene Ontology annotation, cellular component: nucleus. Gene Ontology annotation, molecular function: protein binding; protein serine/threonine kinase activity. Bases 1 to 6417 code for a protein of 2138 amino acids. Lineage: Eukaryota; Parabasalia; Trichomonadida; Trichomonadidae.
AUGUUUAUCGCAAAUGCUGAUGAUCCUGUAGGACAAGCAGUUUGCGCUCUCAUUGAAAAGGCAGUUCCUUCAAAUCAGUCCUUGAAGGAAGAAGAAUUUGAUUACUAUGUCGAAGAUUUACAAGAUCAAAUCAUCACACACUUCAACUAUCAUCGAAUUCAAGAAGUUCCUGAGUUUAUCGACUCAAUGUUGAGUACAACUAUGUCAGGUGCUAAGACAGAUGAUAAGAAGAGGCGAUAUGCGGCCGCAGUAUGUUUAGCAACUCUUAUUAGCCUGUUUCCCUUCGACGAUCUAAUCCCGCAAUUCGAGCCCAUCAUCAUGCAACUUCUACGGCCUGGAUUCAAAAGACUCGUCGUCGUUGGCGCUAAAGUUGUAGGAUAUCUUGGUGGCCUUACAGGACAAAACAGAAAUCACUUAAUUAAGAUCCUCGCCGAAAAGAACGCCGCUCUGUUGUCUGCUCCUAACCAAAGACCAGAAAAUCUUUUCACAGCCGCGAUUAUUCUCAAAGAAGUCGCGACUGCCGCGCCAGAACACAUAUUCGUCCUCACAUCGCAAUACUUCAUCAAAAUGAUAUACUGUGGGUUAUACUCACAUGAUUCAAAUGUGAGAGAUAUCUGUGUAGAUAUAGUCGAAACUCUAUUUACAUCACAGGCAGCGUCUGUUGGCGUAUUCUUCUUAACUGAUAUCCUUGAGAAGAUGCGCUAUCAGUCUGUUGAAAGACUCUCGAGAGAAAAGAAUGAUGAUGACUUAAUUUCAUGUUUUAAGCUUCUUCAAAUCCUUCUCCGUCAAAGACCAUACAUCGACCCUGAUCUUACAGCAAGAUAUUUGAUUCCAACUUGCUCAAGACUUGUUACAUCUCCAAAUUUCGAAAUAAUGAAUUACGCAAUCGUUACAAUCAUGUUCCUUCACGAAAGCGAGAUUUACGUUACAGAUCCUUACGUCAUACAAACGAUUAUGAAGCAAUUAUUCGAUGUUACAUUAAAAUACGGAAAAAUGAUCGAACCUUUAUUUACAAAAGUCAUUCACACAUAUCCAGAAUAUGUUCGAAAAGAAUUACAGCAAUUAAUUGACUGGUUUGGAGUCUUUAUGACCACAUUACCUAAAAAUGCAUCAUUUAUUUUAGUUUUCCAAUUAGUUGUUGCAUCAAUUGACGUUGUUACAGAUCAGAAACAGCUUUCCCACCUUCUCGAGCUUGUAAAUCAACUCAUGUCCAAUUCAUCGAUGCCAACUCCGAUUCACAUGCUUCUACAGUCUCUCAACCAGCAUCAUCCCAACUGGGAUCGCGAACUACACAACUACAAGAAGUUCUUGGUCCGUUUAAUCCACGAGGAAAUGGGUGGUCCGUAUCAAAGAUGGGAAGUCACUGUUAUUUCACUUAACGCUAUCGACCAACUUAACGACUUGAGUUAUCCGGAUGCUGUUGUCCUCCAUUCUUUGGUUAUGGCCUUAAUAAAUUCUCCAGAUUGGCAAGUAAGAGAAAGAGUGGCCUCUUCUGCCCUCCAUCUCUUCAAGAACCAUAUAGAUAAGAUGCCGCUCGAGACGAUGAUGAAAUUGGUCGACCUCGCUGUUUAUGAUUCCGUCAGAUCUGUCAGAAAGAAAUCACUUUUCGCCUUCAAACCAAAUGUGUAUAAAUAUUUGGCCCAACCUGAGAUCAUUUGGAAGUUCUCCAGACUCAUUUACGAUGAAUCAUUCGGAGUUAGGAAGCACGCCAUUGAAAUCCUUGGCGCAUUGGUACCUAGAACAUCAGCAUCCAUCCUCCGUGAACUCCUUUUGACCACAUUGAGACAACUUCCCAACAAAUAUAAUCCAAUUAUUCCUCCCCACAUUUCUGACAUAUUCCCUGAGCUUAUCUCUGCUUCUGAGCCUAUCAUAUACUUGUACGCCGAUGCAAUUUUCCAGAGAUUCCUCAAAAUGUUGAAUGAAAGGUUUAGUCAAACAACAUUCAAGGAUCCAUCAUUAGUUUAUAUGAACAGCGCCCAACUUAGAGAUAUUGAUGGCUCAUUGAUCAAGUCUCUUUCCCAUUUGAACGAACUUUGCCCUGAUAUUGUCUUAUCCGGACCAGUUAUCAACGUUCUCUCCAAAGUUCUUGCACUUCCUGUCCACCCAUGGACCAAAGCUCAUGCUCUUAAAGCUUUAAGAUGCAUCGCCCAAGGCGAAUAUGAUAUCUCAUUUGUAUGGAGGGAUCAUUUCAAUUUAAUUGAGUCAGUCAUCAAGAUUAUUAGAGAGAAUGCAUCUCUUAAGCUUGUUACUCUCUCAUUGAAGCUCCUUGGUUCAAUUUCCGCUUGUUCAAUGCCAACAAUGUUGAAUCCAAGCUCCAGGAAGAACAUUUUCAUAUUCAGAAGCUUCUUCUCAGGAUUAAAUGAGUUCAAGAACUUCUUUAUUAAGAGAUAUUUCACAGAAUUAUUAGAUAUCCUUUCCGAACCAAUGAUUGAUACAAAGCGCGAGACAAUUGCAGGCGUUUUGACCCAAUUGUUCGUUGCUGAUCCCGAUUCCGUCGCAAAUUAUUUGACUCCAUUCUUUAAUGUCUUCUUGCCGAUGUUCCCCAACACUUCCAUCUCAACCCUGAGGAAGUUCUUCGACUACCUGACCGUUAUCGUUAAAUUGGCCGGUCGAAUGAUUUCACCUCACGCAACGAGUGUUUUCGUUGCCAUUGAAAAUCACUGGCAGCAACAAUUAACUGUUGAAGGUUCUCAUGUUAUUUCCGCUCUUAUUGAAGCAACACAUGGACAAUGCGACUCAAUUCUUCACUUGGUUGUUCCAAUCUGUUUCCAAUUGAUCAGAUUCAAGAAACAAGGCCAUUCCGAGCUAUUCAGGUUGUUAAGAGCCGCUGCAGAUUACACACCAAGUUAUUUGAAGACAAUUAUCGAAGGAAUUGCAGAAUUGGCCCAAUCUCCUGAGACACAAGACAAUGUAUUAGAUCUCUGCGUCAAAACAUUGUCAUUCAUCGUUGACCAAUGCGAUUGUUCCGAACAUUUGGCCACAAUCAAGAGAUGUGCCAUGAAAGUCAAAGCAAACUCCGCCAAAUACAGAGAACGUGCCAUAAACAUCGUCGAAGCCAUCGAUGGCCGUGUAGAACAAGACGACGAUACAACAGAAGUAGAUGAUGAUUUCGAAAAACGUCCAACACCUCCUGUUGUUGAUUCCGUUGUUGCUGCUGAUAUUGCAACAUGGAUGCAACUUCCAGAAGAGCUCAACGACGAUUCCUUGGCCAAAUGGUACAGAGAACUCGAAACAAGACUGAUAAACAUUGCUCCUUCACCUGUUGUCAGAGCUUUGGUACCUUUGAAUGACUUCCCAGGUCUUCUUCCAAGUUUCUCCUUCACUUUCGCCUUCUUAACAACAUGGCAGAACCUUUCUCGGCCACAAAAAGGCGAAAUCACUGUUCUUUUGAACCAAAUUUUCAAGUGCGAGUCGAUUCCAACGUGGAUUGCCAAACAAUUCACAAAUCUCGCUGAGUUUUCCGUUCUCAGUGAAAUCGACAUCAGACUUGACUUCGCAGCAUUGAUUCCUUUCUGCGAGAACCAUCAAUUCUACGCCAAGGCUCUUUUCUUCCUUGAUUACGCUCCAUCAACAUUUCCAUUCACAAAAUUGAUCCAUUUGAAUUCGAUUUGCGGCAGAAAACUCGAAGCUCGAGCUCUUGCAAAGCGAUAUUCACAAGACAUAGAUCAUAAUUUGUGGAUGGAAUUAGGAGAAUGGGAUAAUGCUAUUGCAUGUAUCAACAAAUCACUUGAUCCAUCUCGAUUCAUUUAUCCACAAGUGAUUUGCAAAGCUGCAACAGAAGAUUGGGAUGGAAUUCUUAAACUAAGAGAUUCUUUCUAUGAUCUUCCUUUGCACGACAAAGUUGAUCUUGCAAAGUAUUUCAUGAUGGCAGCUGUUUACAUGGGUGAAGAUGAAACAGCUGAGGAAUUCUUCCAAAUGUCAAAUGGCUUCACAACAGAUGACCAAAUAAUGAGAGCGCAAAUGUUGAUAAGAAACAACAAAUUGGAUGCAGCUCUUCAAGCAAUAAGAACAGGAUGGAGAUAUUUGGCAUCUUCUGUUUCAGCCAUUGAGAAAUGCAACAAAAACUUGUUACAAGAUUAUUCCCUACAAGCACAACAACUUUUGGAAUUAGGAGAAGUUAUUGAUUGUCUUAAAGAUCCAAGUGAAAUCGAGAAUAUUAACAAUGUUUGGCUUGGAAGACUCCAUUUGAUACAGAACAGUCCUGACAGACAAAAAGAACUCUACAAGAUAAGAUCAUUAGUUCCUAAUUUACCUCAUUUCGAUGCUUUGAUGUUAGAUACAAUUUCUUAUUAUAUAUGGCUCGGACAAAGAGAUGUCGCAAUCAGAUUAGUCGACGUUUUCUUCCCAGAUGAAAACUCUCCACACGCACAAUACGUUCAACUCGAGUUAUCAGGAAGAGAAGAGAAAAUCAAUGAAAUGCUCGAGUUGGCAACAACUUGCAAUAACCAAGAAUUGUCAAGUAGAUUGUUGCAAUUGAUUGGUAACAUUAGAAUGAAAUCUGCUUCGAAAUUGGAUGAUUUCAAGAAGGUUUCUGAACAUUAUUUGAACGCAAACAAAUCAUAUGAAAAGAUAGGAAAUAUCUUUAUAAUUAUUGCUCAUGCAGGUGGCGGAAUUGAUGCAGCUAAAACAGGUGUUGUUGCAUUAGGAAAAUCAAUAAAGAUGAAACCUGUAAAACAGAAUUUGUUUGCAAACCAAUUAUUCGGCGCUUUAGUCAAUUUCGGACAAGAAAAACAAGUCGCAGAUGCUGUUGCUGAAGCCAUGAAUGAAUUAAGUCCACAAUCAUUGGCAACAAUUUAUUCAACAGCCUUCCAUUUGUUACUAAAUCCAUCAGAGAAUAUAAGAGACGUUGCAGCACAAAUUUGCUUCAAACUCGUUUCUUCGCAUCCUCAAUACGUCGGAUUCCAGUUAUUAAUGAUGGAAUCUAAGCAUUGGGACAUAGACGCAUUGGAACAGAUGUAUGAUAAGAUGCAGAUGGAAUAUCCAGUCAUCUUUUCUCAUGUUUCUUUGAUUUACAAGGAACUUUUGAAGAUGUCAAACAUUUUAUACAUUGUUUAUCAGACAUCAAUUGAAGAAGCAAAUCAAUUGUUCAAAGCUGGCGACAACAAAGGAGCUUUGGACAAAUUGAUGGCUUUCUUGAAACUGUUGAAUGAUCCAAACAAAACAGUCCAUGAUACCCAAUUCUUUUCCGGAUAUGCAACACAGUUACAAAAGGUUUUGCAAGAGAUACAAAACAAAGGAAAGAUCGAAGAAGAAGACUUCGCAACUCUUUACAAUAUUAGGAAGUCUCUUCAGAAGAGAUUCCAGUCACUUAGAGUUAUCAGACUUAGUUCUAUUUCCCCAAGAUUGGAGCAACAAACGAACUGGGAACUCAAGUUACUUGGAUCUCAUUCUCUCCAGAAAAACGGCGUGAAAAUCGGAAAAUUCUCCCAUUCUGUUGGAAAUCAUGAACACGGAAUGCACCUGACAUUGAUAGGAACCGAUGGUAAAAGAUACAACUAUCAGUUGAGAAGGAACUUGAAGAAAGUCAGGUCAUUGGCAACAGAACAAUUGGUCGACGCUUUGACACCGAUUUUGGAUGAUAUACAUCACAUUAAUCAUGGAUCAAUCAUCCAAUUGAGUGGAAAUUUGUAUUUGUUCGAAGUACCGAAAGGACAAGCUUCAAUGUACGAAAUGAUCACUGUCUAUGAGCAAAGCAAAGGAAGAAUCAUCGACGCUGAGCAGGCAUCAAUAAAGAAGUGGUACAACGUCGAUUACAGCCAAUUAAGUGUCGAAGACAGAGUCAAUGCUUUGAAGAAUGUCAGAAAAUACUUCGAAGGAAACGAACUCAGCAGAGCUAUUUUGGUUACUUCAAAGGAUGCGGACGCGUGGGCAUAUAGAACAUCCCACUUCUCUUCAUCACUUGGAGCAAUGUCUGCUUUGGCUUUCAUGUUGGGAUCAGUUGAUCACUCUCCACAACAGUUUUUGAUCGAUAAAAUUACAGGAAACGUGACAUUCAGUUCAUUUGCAGGCGGAAGCCGUAAACAGAGUGUUCCUUUCAGAUUGACACCACAGCUUUCGAAUGCUUUGGGAAGAUGCCAGUACAGUGGACCUUUCUCGAGCUAUUUCACGCAGACAAUGAAGGAUAUCAGGAAGAGAGCAAUUUCUCUCGCUCCUGUACUUCAGUUCUUCAUUGCAGACCCGCCUUUCACAAAGCCAAAGAUUCCUCACAGCUUCAUGAAACAACUUGGUGUCGAAAUUCCUGUGGAAGAGAAUCAGACACAAGAAGAAAAAGAAAUUGACGAAGAAAUCAAUGACAUCUACGCAAGACUAGUAGGAACUGAUGUAUCUCUUGAAACAGAACUUCAGCAACUGAUUGAAUCUGCUACUGAUAUUAAUAAUAUCGCAAAAAUGCCACCAAGUUGGUAUCCAUGGUGGUAA